AUGACUGAUAAAGACGACUUCAACGCUGCUACAAACAUAAUGAUACCUAUUGAGAACCCCGAAGGUUCUCGAAACAUGAUAGACAUCCAAAAUGAAAAGAAAAUGGCUCACAUGGAACAAGAACUCGAGAUCUUGAGGGAAGAAUUGCGUCAAGUGCGAGACUUGACCAAACUAUUUGCAACCACUUUCCCUACUUUCAAGACACCUAUCUACUUUCCAAAGGCUGACUUGCUUUCUGCCGACUUACCAAAUCAGCCAGGACUGACUCAACGGACUCCUACUCACGGUCAAGUACCACCAGCUUCUCCAACCGCAGUCAGGAUCGUUCCGAACCUUUCCAACCGCGACCCUACCAUACCUACAAUGCAGCAGAUACUUGGGGCACAUGUCGCUGCUCCCUAUGAGCCACAUGUUCCACCCGUAUAUGCCGCGGGGGCUCCUACCUUCACUAUGCUAGUUGUGGUUAAUGUCCUAUACGAGGUCGAUCAAUAUGAAGAAAUGGAGAAAGAUGCUGGGCUGAAAGAAGAUGCAUCUAUAAAUGCCCAGCUUCAGGGUCUAAAAAAAGCAUUGAAAAGCUUACAAAUCACUAGAGGGACAGAGAGUCUGGAUUAUGAUGACUUGUGCAUCCAUCCAGACAUUGACAUGCCGGUAGGGUACAAACCACCGAAGUUUGACAUGUUCGAUGGAAAGGGUGACCCUCACGCACACUUAAGGGCAUAUUGUGACAAGUUAGUCGGUGUAGGGAGAAAUGAGAAGUUGAGGAUGAAGUUGUUCAUUCGGAGUUUGUUUGGAGAAACAUUAACUUGGUAUACCCGUCAAGACCCUCGCAAAUGGCGUGUCUGGCGGGAAAUGGCCGAGGACUUCAAGAAGCCAUCGGAGAAUUUCCAAGAAUAUGCACGACGUUGGAGAACUGAGGCCGCGAGGGUACAACCACCACUAGAUGAGAGUGAGCUCUCGAAGUACUUUAUUCGAGCUCAAGAAGGUAUCUACUUUGACAAGAUGAUGUCAAUGAUGGGUCAGAAGUUUGCAGAAUUGGUCAAGAUAGGAGACUUUAUAGAGGAAGGUGUUAAAUCUGGGAAGUUUCAGUCUAUGGUCGCACUGCAAGCUGCAAGUAGGGCUAUACAAUCGGGUUCCAUUGGCGGCAUCAAAAAGAAAAGGGAGGAUGUUUUAACUGUCACUUACCAACCAGGAGGACCAUCUCAUCGAUACCCCAAUAAUCCCCAAAUCGCUGCGCAUACUUCAUACGUCCCAGUGCAUAAUACCCAACCACACUAUAACCCAUCUCGAGCACCAGCAUAUCAAAACCCUCCAAGACCAUAUAUCCCUGUUCAAGCACUAAUUCAUCAAAAUAGACCAGCAUAUGCACCGAGACCACGUCCAAAUCUUGAAGCUAGAAAUGCUCGCGCUUACACACCGAUUGCUGAACCCUAUGCUUAA
Solanum stenotomum is the source of this 1437-nucleotide messenger RNA. RefSeq lists its product as uncharacterized. Lineage: Eukaryota; Viridiplantae; Streptophyta; Magnoliopsida; Solanales; Solanaceae. The coding region runs from base 1 to 1437 and encodes 478 amino acids. The record is from RefSeq and is a predicted model, not a curated record. The transcript has 2 exons.